AUGGUUCUACAAGCGAUAAAGUAUGAACCGGCAUCCGGGCCGUCACCUCCCACCCUCCACAUCCUCGACCAGCUUCUCCUUCCACACAGAACAACAUAUGAAGCCAUCACCGACUGUGAGCAAGCCCACGCCGCGAUCAAGCAGAUGAAAGUGCGCGGGGCGCCGGCGAUCGCGAUUGUGGCGGCUCUGGCACUGGCCGUGGAAAUCGGCACGGCAGCAAAGUCGGGCAAAUUGCCACCAUCAGCAGACGAAACGAAAGAGACAAUCAGUCAACGGUUGGAAUAUUUGAAGACUAGUCGACCGACAGCAGUCAAUCUCGGCGAUGCAGUGGGUAAACUUAAGAUUUUGGCAAAGAAGGCUGCGAUGCAGUCUGGAGCAUCUGCGGACUCGGUUGCGCAGGCAUAUAUUACAGCCGCAGAGCGCAUGCUAGUCGACGAUGUGGCCGACAAUAAAGCCAUUGGUGCCCACGGAGCUCGCUGGAUAGAAGAGAAUACGGUCGCUGGGAGACAGAGGAGACAAGACAAAGCACAUGAAUUGGAAGUCCUUACACACUGCAACACAGGGUCUUUAGCAACAGCAGGCUAUGGCACCGCACUUGGUGUGAUCCGGUCCCUCAGAGCCGGGAAUAUGCUCACCCGGGCUUAUUGCACCGAAACUCGGCCCUACAACCAGGGCUCACGGCUGACCGCAUAUGAGCUGGUCCAUGACGAGAUACCAGCAACCUUGAUCACUGACUCGAUGGCAUGUGCGCUGCUGGCGAGAGAAGGGAAGCGUCUCGCUGCCAUCGUGGUAGGAGCCGACCGAGUCGCCGCAAAUGGUGACACGGCAAACAAGAUUGGAACGUAUUCCUUGGCCGUGCUUGCCCGGCAUCACGGCAUCAAAUUCCUUGUUGCAGCCCCACGCACCACAAUUGACUUGCGGACUCCAUCUGGGAAAGAUAUUGUGAUCGAGGAACGCGCACCGGAAGAAGUUACGAGAAUCAGGGGCCCAAGGGUCACGGCUGAAGGGAAAGUCGAGGUUGACGAGGCUGCCGAAGUCAUCUCCAUUGCGGCCGCUGGAAUCGAUGUAUGGAACCCUGCAUUCGACGUUACACCAGCCGAAUUGAUCGAUGGGGUGGUUACCGAAGUCGGUGUUGUGGAGAAGGUCAACGGCAAGUUCGAUUUUGGUCCGAUAUUCCAACAGUCGCCUUGA
Messenger RNA from Exophiala dermatitidis NIH/UT8656, 1191 nucleotides. Its product is annotated as S-methyl-5-thioribose-1-phosphate isomerase. NCBI's taxonomy places the organism in Eukaryota, Fungi, Ascomycota, Eurotiomycetes, Chaetothyriales, Herpotrichiellaceae. The record is from RefSeq and is a predicted model, not a curated record. The transcript is spliced from 2 exons. Gene Ontology annotation, molecular function: S-methyl-5-thioribose-1-phosphate isomerase activity. Bases 1 to 1191 code for a protein of 396 amino acids.